AUGGCAAUUUGUAAACAUUUUGGCUAUCCAGAUUUAUUCCUUACUAUUACGUGUAAUCCAAAUUGGCCUGAAUUUCAGCGAUUCACUGAGCGAGAGCGAAUUCCCAUUGCUGAUCGUCCUGAUAUCUCUUGCCGUGUUUUUCAUGCUAAGUUGAAAUGCCUUUUAAGCGAUCUCAAGAAAGGUGUAUUUUUUGGUCCACUUAGUGCAGGUAUGUAUACUAUUGAGUUUCAAAAAAGAGGUCUACCACAUGCACACAUGUUACUAUGGCUUAAUGGGGAAAGCAACUUACAAAGUGUUGAAAUUGUUGAUGAAUUCAUCUGUGUUGAGCUACCCAAUCCCCUCAAAUUUCCGGCUCUUUAUAAUAUCGUCACCAAGUACAUGAUCCAUGGUCCUUGCGAUCGACUUAGACCGAGUUCUCCUUGCAUGAAAGAUGGUAAGUGCUCAAAAUUUUAUCCAAAAAGAUUCGUUGAUCAAACGAGCUUUGAUGAAGAUGGCUAUCUGAUAUAUAGACGUCGUAAUAUGGGUGUGACAGUGAAGAUCAACGAUGUUGAUAUUGACAACAGAUUUGUUGUGCCUUAUAAUCCACUGUUGUUAAUGAAAUAUCAAGCUCACAUAAAUCUUGAGUUCUGUAACAAGUCAAACGUGAUCAAGUAUCUUUUUAAGUAUAUCAAUAAGGGUCCUGAUCGGGUGACUGCAACUAUUGGAGAAACAUGUCAUGUUGGUGAAUCUUCUCAGGUUGUUGAUGAGAUCAAGCAGUAUUAUGAUUGUCGUUAUUUAUCACCGUCUGAAUCCAUGUGGAGAAUUUUUGCUUAUGAUAUUCAUCAUAGAUGGCCGUCAAUACAGAGGUUGACUUUUCACUUGCCCAACCAGCAGCAUGUUGUAUUCGAUGAUGCUGAUAUCACUACUCAUGUUUAUUUGCUCAGCAAAGAUUUGCUGACGAUGUUUACGGCUUGGAUGAUAGCCAACAGGAGGUUCCUGGAUGGGCGGUCUUUAACAUAUGUGGAAUACCCAGGAAAAUUUGUCUACUGUUCGAACAGUAGGGAGUGGAAGCCGAGACAGAGGGGAUUCUCAAUUGGAAGAUUGAGUUUUGCUCAUCCCUCAUCUGGUGAACUUUUCUAUAUGCGGAUGCUUUUGAAUGAGGCAUGUUCUGCCAUGGGAUUCUUGAUAUAUGAUAAGGAGUAUGUUUCCGCUAUUAAGGAAGUUGCCGAGGUAGCGUCCGCUGCACAGUUAAGGAGGUUUUUUGUGAUCCUGUUACUAUCUGGUUCCAUGGGAAGGCCUCUGUCAGUUUGGGAACAAACUUGGGCUUAUUUAUCUGAUGAUAUUCUUUAUCGCAGAAGGCAUGAGCUGCAAUAUCCUGAUCUAACAAUGAGCCAGGGUGAGUUGCAAACAUUUUGUUUGUUGGAGAUUGAGAAACUAUUGCAGAGUAAUGGAAAAUCAUUGAGAAAUUAUGCUGGCAUGCCGGUUCCUAAUAACUGUUUAGUCUCUCAAUUUAGCAACUUGAUGCUGCUGCGUGAGUUGCAGUAUGACACUGUUUCUUUGGCUCUUGAGCAUGAUGCAAAUGUGUUAAAGUUAAAUGAAGAACAGAAGGUGGUAUACGAUAAAAUUAUUGAUUGUGUCUCGAAUAAGAGGCACAGAUUCUUUUUUGUGUAUGGGUUUGGUGGCACUGGAAAAACUUUUUUAUACAGGGUUUUGUCGGCUAGAUUGCGAUCUGAGAAAAGGGUUGUUAUAAACGUUGCUUCUAGUGGUAUUGCUUCUCUGUUGUUACCUGGUGGUAAGACAGCUCAUUCUAUGUUCAAUAUUCCUGUUGAGCUGACUGAAGAUACUGUUUGUCGAAUUAAGAAGGAUAGUGCAAAAGCUGAGGUAGUCCGAUUGGCCGAUUUGAUUAUUUGGGAUGAGGCACUGAUGACUAACAAAUUGGCAUUUGAAGCACUCGAUAGGACGUUACGUGAUAUAAUGGUUUCGGUCUCUGAUAGGAAUAAAGAUUUACCUUUUGGUGGGAAGGUAGUUGUUCUCGGUGGUGAUUUCAGGCAGGUCUUAACAGUUAUUCCGAAAGGUUCUCGUGCUGAAAUUGUCAUGGCUUCGAUAAAUUCUUCUGUCCUCUGGAAAUAUUGUGAAGUUUUGUGUCUGAUGAAAAAUAUGAGGUUAACAAUGGGAUUGGAACAAUCAACUCCUCAGGAGCUAAGAUCAUUUUCAGAUUGGAUACUUCAAAUCGGUGAAGGUCGAUGUGGAACAGUGGUGAAUGAUAAACUUUUUGUUGAUAUUCCUUCUGAUCUAAUCAUUCCUGUCUCGGAAAAUCCAGUGGAGGAUAUUGUAAAUACAAUCUAUCCGAAUUUGGUUCAGAAUUUUCGUGAUCCAAGUUUUUUCCAGGAUAGGGCAAUUUUGGCUCUGACUGUCGACAAUGUUGAAGAGAUAAACAAUUAUAUAGUUGACUUGUUGCCCGGGGAGGAGAAAAAUUAUCUCAGCGCUGAUUUGAUAUGUGGUAGUGAUGUCUAUUCUGAUGUUGAUGUUGAUUGGAUAAAUGUUGAAUUCUUGAAUCAGAUUAGGUAUUCUGGUCUACCUAAUCGUUCGUUGAAGUUGAAAAUAGGCGUGCCUAUUAUUUUGUUGAGGAAUAUUGAUCCAGCUGGGGGUUUGUGUAAUGGGACCCGACUUGUUGUUCGAGAUUUAGGGAGAAAUGUGAUCGGUGCGGAUAUUGUUUCUAGUAGCAAUGUUGGGGAUAAGGUUUUUAUCAGUAGAAUGAAUAUGAUUCCCAGUGAUACAGUUAUACCGUUUAAAUUCCAACGUCGUCAGUUCCCGAUUUCUCUGUCGUUUGCGAUGACAAUAAACAAAAGCCAGGGUCAGAUAUUAUCAACAGUCGGGUUGUUCUUGCGUCGUCCUGUCUUUUGUCACGGUCAACUUUAUGUAGCUGUUUCCCGAGUUAGGAAUAGAAAUGGUCUUAAGAUUUUACUUUGUGGUGAUGGAUUAGUUGAUCCUAUCAGGACUGAAAACGUUGUAUUUACAGAAGUUUUUGAUAAGAUAUAA
Messenger RNA from Arachis ipaensis, 3018 nucleotides. The record is from RefSeq and is a predicted model, not a curated record. Lineage: Eukaryota; Viridiplantae; Streptophyta; Magnoliopsida; Fabales; Fabaceae.